Linum trigynum is the source of this 4032-nucleotide messenger RNA. The record is from the annotation of a GenBank genome assembly. NCBI's taxonomy places the organism in Eukaryota, Viridiplantae, Streptophyta, Magnoliopsida, Malpighiales, Linaceae.
ACGUAGAUUAUGAUCAAAGUUGCAUGUGACAGAAGAGAGCAUUAUGGAUCCUUCCCUAACUAAAAAGGACUUCAUUCCACAUACGAGGAAGAAAAGUAAAACUUUGUAUAAUGUUCGCUCCAAUACCAACAAAAAUGCUCCAUAGCUACAUACGUACCCAUUUCAGUUCACUAUAUUCUAUAUCCUUUGAUCACGUCGAUCCAAUAGUGCACAUCUUACUUGGUCAAGCAAAAGUAUUUAACAAAGUGAUCUCGUAGGAAAAUCGAAGCAAGGCAAAAGGUAGGAAAGAAACAAAGAAAUCGGUAACGACAACUGUAAAGCGGUCCUGAACAUAAUAAUCUUCUGCAUACUGCGCUCACAACACAAAAAGCGAAGUCGAGUAAAAAUCGGUAACGACAACUGUAAAGCGGUCCUGAACAUAAUAAUCUUUUGCAUACUGCGCUCCCAACACAAAAGCGAAGUCGAGUAAAAGGAACGUUUUCGUAGGAAAAUUGGAGUAAGUAAGGCUAAAGGUAGGAAAGCAACAAAGAAAUCGGUACCGACAAUUGUAAAGCGGUACGAACACAAUAAUCUUUUGUGUAUUGCGUUUACAACACAAAAAGUGAAGUUGGACAACAGACACAAACGCGGAAGCAAACGAAUCAAACGGUCAUAGGAAACAAUAUAAAACAAAAAGAUAAGUUUCUGCAUGUUGCGCUUACAACACAAAAAGCGAAGUCGAGCAAAAGGUACGUUUUCGCUGGGAAAUCGAAGCAAGGCAAAAGACAAAAAAGCAACAAAGAAAUCGGUAACGACAAUUGUAAAGCGGUCCCGAGCAUGUUGCGUUUAAAACACAAAAAAGCGAAGUCGAGCAACAAACACAAACGCAACAAACGCGGAAGUAAACGAACUAAACGGUCAUAUAGAAAACAAAAAGACAAUAACAAACAAAAGACAAUAACAAAAAGGGCCACAUAACCAAUCAUUUGCAUGAUGUGACUAUAAGUAAUAGUGCAACUUCUACUUGUUCUUUAAUAAGAAGAAUUAUAUUCAUUUGUAUAUAUCAACCCGCCAUAUGAUACACGAUAGAUUUCGGCUUGUAAAUAAUAAUCAAUGUUCUGUGAUAAAAUAACAAACUUUUCCCAUCCUCAGUCUUAUUCCUAUAGCGCUAUAUGAUCCAGAAAAGCUGCUCCACUUGAUCUAGUCCCCUGUUCUCAUUAAUGUUCUACCUUAGAAGGAAUUCUUAAGACACUACAUAAAAAGGUCAGGCAAGUCUAGUCAGGAAGCCUAACUUUUGACACCAUGUUGGUCAACUUGGGCUAAUUUGGACUUUGGAACUUCUACAUAUAUAUAUAUAUAUAUAUCAAUCCAUGUUGAUUAAUGUCACGUAGAUUAUGAUCAAAGUUGCACGUGACAGGAGCAUUAUGGAUCCUUCCCUAACUAAAAAGGACUUCAUUGAACAUACGAGGAAGAAAAGUAAAACUUUGUAUAAUGUUCGCUCCAAUACCAACAAAAAUCUCCCUAGCUACAUACGUACCCAUUUCAGUUCACUAUAUUCUAUAUCCUUUGAUCACGUCGAUCCCUCUAUAAAUUUGUCUCUCUCUAUGCUCCCACUUCUUCACACAACCAUCCAACAUACAAAGCAAAAAAACAAGCCUCCCCCAACAAGAACAAAAGCUAUUCAACUUAACCUAGCUCGAAAAAAUGAAGAGGGCAGGAACAAGUGUAAUCCUCAUGAUGGUUCUCCUCUCCAUUACUCUCUCCUCCGCCUUCGCGGCAAGAUCGCUGGCCGAAACCCUAGCCACCUCUUCGCUGACCCCGCUUCCCGUCCUCGACGUGAACGGGAAAGUGGUCCGAUCAGGGGCCAACUACUACGUCCUGCCUGCGGUCAGCGGGGAAGGUGGCGGGGUGGCUCUGGCUAGCCUGACCAAAGAUUCAGAGAGCUGCCCGCAAACCGUAGUUCAAGAUCAAGACGAGAUCUCUCAAGGUAUCCAGCUCACUUUUGGGCCCGUAAACACCAAGUCGGGCUACACGGUCCGCACGUUCACGGACCUGAACGUGCGGUUCGUGGCGGACACGCCCUGUGAGGAGGGAACCGUGUGGAAGGUGGACGAAUACGACGAUGAUGUGCAACAGUGGUUCCUUGGGACGGGUGGUGUUGAAGGAAAUCCUGGUCCGAGGACGGUCAAGAACUGGUUCAAGAUCUGGAAGUACGGUUCCAACUAUAAGUUGUCGUAUUGUCCAGCGGUUUGCAAGUCGUGCAAGGUUGACUGCAAGGAUGUUGGGAUUUACGUGGAUGAGAAUGGCGGGAGGAGGUUGGCUCUUGUUGACAAAGAUGGGGAUCCUUUUGUGAUCAAGUUCGUGAAGGCCGAUUAAAUGAAGAAAUUGAUGAUUUAUUAAGGGGUCACAUAUAAUUAAUUAUAUAAGCUUUAUUCAUGUAUUUUGAAAGUUUGGAAUAAGAGCUAUUCAUGCUCCAUAUGGAUUGUAAUGUUGUGUCCCUCCAUAUAGUAGAACUUGAAAUGAAUGUAUUUCUAAGUCUUUACUAUAUGUAGUUCAAAAUUUGAAACUAAAGUAUCUCAAUUUUUUAUAUAUUUCAAAAUUCAUUGUCUUUGAGAUAUUAUUUUUUUCGUAUUAACCAGAACACCUCAUACGACAUUAACUCGAGACUGACAGGUUUGCUUGAUCUUUUCUGUCACUCGAGGUUGCUCGAGAAAAUGAUGUAAUUGAGAAGUAAGUCAAGAGAAUUAGGAAAAACACUACAUGGCUAAUCCACGGGCACUUACGUACCUCUGCUGCACUCCAAACCUCUUUAACAAAGCAACAGUCCACUAGCAAAUGCUGAGCAGAUUUUUCAUUCACGAGACAAAGGCAGCAUCUGUUAGCCAGCACCACACCUCGUCUCUUCAAAUUGUCGUGUCAGAAUCCUGUUAUGAGAGACAAACCAUACAAAGAAACAUAUUUUGCUCGGAAUCCAAGACUUCCAAAUUUUCGCAUAAGGGAAAUUCUGGAAACCACUGAAUUUCCCCACAGUCAAUCUGCUAUACAAAGACUUCACCGAGAACUUUGCAUUAGCUUCCAGAUUCCACUUUAACCUGCAAGGACUAUAAAUAUUUCGAAUUAUCCAUAAAUCCCAAUAAGUUGUAUAACUCUCUCCUCUGCCCCCCCCCCCCCCCCCCCAACCCAACACCAAAUUUAAGAGUUAGCCCAUGUCAUAUGAAUCCUCUACAUUUAAGAUCUUGUUGACACCUAAAAUUAGUUUGGCCUAAAUUCAAUACCGCAAUUAUUAAUCUCGGCAUUUAAUUCGAUACUGCAUGACAAAAACAACGUCGUUUGGAGACAAGCGACAGCGACGCCGCAGCAAGAUCCAACGUUGUCGCUCAGCUAGAAAACGACACUGCAAGGAAACUCAGCGGUACCGCAGCACUUGAAACAACAUUGUUUACUAGAAAAUAAUUGAUGUGAGACAUGGGCCGCAAGAUUGGUGUUGUUGUUGGAAAAGGAGUGUGUUUUUUAUUCCUUAUCGGAGAAGGAGAGUGAAACGACACCGCGUAGAGACAAGCGGCAUCACUGAUGGGUAAAACGAUACCGCGAAACAAAAAACGGUACCGCAAGGAAGCUCAGCGGUACCGCGACACUGGAAAUGACACUGUUUACCGGAAAAUAAGAGGUGGGCCGCUCGUUUAGUAUUGGUGUUGGAAAAUGAAUUUUUUUAAUUAAUUAUUAUUUUUAUUCUUUGUCGGAAUGGGAGAAGCGAUACCACAUGGAGACAAGCGGCAUCACGGAGAAUUAAGAACGGUAUCGCGAGUAGGCCCAACGGUGCCGCUGUACUAGCAAACGAUAGUGUUGAAAAUAAACGGUGUCGCGGACGAAAAAACAAACGGACCCGUUUUGGCGCUAAUAAUGUCGUUGGUCAACACACGAGUUGGACUAGUGAUGGUCGGAUUAAUUAAUUAAUAUCUUUAAUGACUUUUUAGGACGGUGUCGUUUAGUUGAGAACGAUGCCGCAAGAGGAAAGAAACGACACCGCGGAUUUAACAAACGAUGUCGCGAGUA